GAAGUCCACGUGGCCAUAGUCUCUCUGGGAUUUGUGUUUGAAGUCUCCAAGUGAGCCAUGUUCUUCCGCAGUCCCAUUCUUCUCUUGGACAAGUCCAAGCGACUGGUGGUGAAACUGGCUAGCUCGGUGGGUACGGGCUUCGCAUAUUGGACGGAGAAGUCCCCUUUGAAGAAGGAUUUUCGGAUGGCUUUGCGGAAGUUCGAUCCGCUCGUGAACCGCCAUGUCAUGUUCUACGAGGUUGCUCUGGGAAAGCAAAGAAAAGGCAAGAGGGGGCGACCACAAACUUGGGCAAGAUGGACGGGCAUCGGCAUUGAGGAUAUGGUAAAGAAAGUAGCCCGGCAACACGAGAAGUGUGGCUUCUUCUGAAGCACGAGAAGCUAGUUGGUUUCCGAAGCUGGGUGAAAAGAAGAUCCUGCAAUACCAAGCAAGGAUUUGAAUUAGCUUGUACUUGUUUGCAAAGGGUUUUGAGGAGAGGGCUUUUCAGUCUUUGAGCUCAAACACAUGGAAAGCGUAUGGAUUGGCAAUUGCCAGAGGCUCCAGCAGCUUGAGCCACAGUCUUCAUGUCC
Molecule: messenger RNA, 566 nt
Organism: Durusdinium trenchii
Lineage: Eukaryota; Dinophyceae; Suessiales; Symbiodiniaceae
Source: the annotation of a GenBank genome assembly